Molecule: messenger RNA, 2658 nt
Organism: Betta splendens (Siamese fighting fish)
Lineage: Eukaryota; Metazoa; Chordata; Actinopteri; Anabantiformes; Osphronemidae
Gene: gan
Product: gigaxonin
Exons: 13
Coding region: 222-2018 (598 amino acids)
Biological process (GO): regulation of cytokinesis; cytoskeleton organization; protein ubiquitination
Cellular component (GO): Cul3-RING ubiquitin ligase complex
Molecular function (GO): ubiquitin-protein transferase activity; cullin family protein binding
Source: RefSeq, a predicted model, not a curated record
GGAAGGCGUAUUUACUAAGUGUCGUGAAUGCAGCGUAAUGCAUGUUUUCACGUUAACGUGCAACAUUGUCGCUGAGGUGGCUCCAAAUUGUUUCAAAUGUUACUAAUCACAUAGCGGAGGUGCGAGUGAAGACGGAGACGCUCGGCCUGACUCGUAUGUGAGCUCCGAGGCAUUUUCUCACGGAGUGAGCGGCUCUUGUUCGGGCUGUCACAAGCAACGACAUGCCCCAUUCUGGAUCAAGGGUUUCUGACCCACAGCAUUCACAGAAGCUCCUAAGGGUCCUUCGCUCCUUCUGGCAAGAUCAGAGUUUCCACGACGCGCUGCUGGUGGUGGAUGGAGAGGAGCUGCCUGUCCAGAAGAACAUCCUGGCUGCUGCCAGCCCCUACAUCAGGACCAAGCUGAACUACAAUCCUCCAAAAGAAGAUGGCUCCAUGUACCGGAUUGAGCUGCAGGGCGUCUCCAUGGCCAUUAUGAAACAGAUCCUGGACUACAUCUUCAGCGGUGAGAUCACUUUGAGUGAAGACACCAUCCAGGACAUGGUGCAGGCGUCCGACCUGCUCCUCAUGACUGACCUGAAGUCUCUGUGCUGCGAAUUCUUGGAGAGCUGCAUUACUGCAGAGAACUGCAUUGGCAUUCGCCUGUUCUCUCUGCACUACUGCCUUCACCACGUCCACUACGCGGCCACAGAAUUCCUGCAGACACAUUUUCGGGACGUGGCGCUAACCGAGGAGUUCGUGGAGCUUCCUCCCGACCGUCUCUGUGAAGUGCUCGCUAUGGAGAAGCUGAACGUGGGCAACGAAAAGCACAUCCUGGAGGCGGUGGUGCGCUGGUUUGCUCACGAUCCAGAGGAUCGCAGAGUGCAUAUGAAGGAUGUGAUGUCUGCUAUGUGGCUGCAGGGCCUGGAUGCAAGUUACCUGAGGGAGCAGGCUAUGGGCGAACCGCUGAUGAGGGAGGUGGUGCGGGAGCACUGUCAGGCCGUGUUGGGUGAUGGUCAGCUGCAGGGGGCAGCUCUGCUCGCCGCCUUCAAGCCCAGAGGAUAUUCAGAGUGUGUCGUUACCGUCGGAGGAGAAGAUCGCAAAACCAGGAAGCCAACCGCCGAGACGCGCUGCAUGUGUCCUCUCUACGACACCAACCGGCAGGCGUGGAUCAAGCUGCAGCCGCUGAGCGUCGCCCGCCUCAACCACGGGGCCGUCACCGCCGAGGGGUUUCUCUUUGUGAUGGGAGGAACGGACGAGCACAACACGGUGCUGGACAGUGGGGAGAAAUAUGACCCCGACUCCAACACCUGGAGUCCUUUACCUGUGAUGCUGCAGGCUCGUCAGAACUUUGGCGUGGUGGAGCUGGACGGUCUAGUCUACGUCCUCGGAGGAGACAACCAAACCACCGACCUGACAACCGUCGAGGUGUUUGACCCUCACUUCAACACCUGGAAAAUGCAGAGCAGCAUGACCAUGAUUCGGAAGGUCGGAUGCUACGCUUCCAUGAACAAGAAGAUCUAUGCCAUAGGCGGGGGCUCCUAUGGGAAGCUUUUCGACUCAGUUGAAUGUUUUGACCCCAAAACCCAGCAGUGGACCGGCCUGUGCCCUUUGAAGGAGAGGAGGUUCGGCUCGGUGGCGUGCGGCGUGGGCCAGGAGCUCUACGUGUUCGGCGGCGUUAGGAGCCAGGAGAACGACAACCCCGAGCAACGGCAGAUGACCACCUGCAAGUCUGAGUUCUACCAUGACGAGAUGAGGAGGUGGAUGUUCCUGGACGACCAGAACCUGUGCAUCCAGACCAGCUCGUCCUUCGUCUACGGCGCCGUGCCCAUCGGCGCCAGCGUCUACGUGGUGGGAGACCUGGACACAGGCACCAGCUUCGACUACAUCCGGGAGUUUCGGCGCAGCACUGGGACGUGGCACCGCACCAGGCCCAUGUUAACCAGCGACCCAUCUAAAACGGCCUGCGCCGCCCUGCGCAUCGCCAACUGCCGGCUGUUCCGCCUUCAGCUGAACCAGGGCAUGUUCCCAAUCCGAGUUUAGCAGCCUGGUACCGGGCCUGCUGUAGCUUUAGCGGGUUUGGCAAAACUAAGGUAUUAGCGCUUUCCGUUGGAUGGAAGGUCAUCACUUUCAAGACUUUUUAACAUCUGAUUUUUUUAUUAAUCUUAAUGUUGGUUAUUUUAAAUGUGUGACUGGGUCUUUGUGUAAGUGGACAUUUGCUCUUUUAUGAAGUUUACUAGUGAUAUGCUGCUUGGUGAAGGCUUAGCUAAUCCAAACCUGUAACUACAAUUAGGAACCCAUGGAACCUGCAUAUUAGCAUCUGUUUGGUUGUGUAUUGUCUGUUGUUUUUUUUGGUGGCCUUUGUUUUAUAGUGCUGAGCUAAUGCUGCUCUGAGAUCAGUUUAUGACACCGUGCAAUAUGACUCUAGAAGCAAAUGUUGUGAGCGCUGUGUGGGUCGUGGGCCGACGUACACCAGGUGAAGCUCUAGUGCUAAAUAGUAGUCGAACUGUUUUCUAGUUUUUUAUUCCUAGCUUAUUUCAGCUCAGUCGUGUUGCCUCACUUUAAAGGCUGGCCUAAAGUCACUACGAGCAUUCAUUCCUACUGUAGCUUCCACAGCUUAUGUGUUGUUCAUUAGAAGCAAAGGACGAAGCAGCGUGAGGUUUAAAUAAAGCCGUCAAGUCUG